CGCUCUUGUAGUUUGUAAACACAGCGAUGCAGCGUCUGUAAGGGGAGACACUUCAAUAAGAAGAAGCAACACGAUGCGUUAGCGUUUCAGUGACAUUUUCUGUUUGGGGCGAUGGACUGAGACAGUACCUCAGACGGCUUUAAGUAAUACAGGAUCACCAUUUUUUUUUGUUCUUCAUUAUUGUGCUACAUCGCAUCUACGUACUGAUAUUUGUUUUCUCAGAGCAAAUCAUUCCAGUCGUCCUUCUUCGCCCUCCCCCUCCUCGGGGGGAAAGAAAAUACAGCAAAAACGCCAACGUCCCUUGUCCCUCUCUGACGCUAGAGCCACUGGCGCUCAAUGGGGAACUGCCUGUCGUCUCAGACCGCUGAUGAUCUGUCACUGCUGAACGAGUCGGACGGUGCCAGCCUUCCCGGAGAGCCGCCUCCGCCUUACCAGGAGCAUGCCCAGGUUCCAGUGUACCAUCCCACCCCAAGUCAAACCCGACUUGCCACCCAGUUGACGGAGGAGGAACAGGUUAGAAUCGCCCAAAGGAUUGGCCUCAUUCAGCAUUUGCCCAAAGGAAUCUUUGAUCCCGGCUCUGAGCCUUCAGAAAAGAAAGUGAAGGAAUGCGUUAUCUGCAUGAUGGACUUCGAAUACGGAGACCCAAUCAGGUUCCUGCCUUGCUUGCACAUCUACCAUGUGGACUGCAUCGAUGACUGGCUGAUGCGUUCGUUCACCUGCCCGUCCUGUAUGGAGCCUGUCGACGCAGCUCUGCUCUCUUCAUAUGAUAACUGAGGGGCCCGAGCCGAGAGGCACGCCGGCACAUCUAAUCGCUCACACCUGCCUGGACUGCCCCCCUCAGCCCUACGGUCUUACUGAAAGUGGGCAGCGUCACAAUGUAAGGUUGGAGCGCUGCAGGAGGAGAGGAGAGGAGAGCAGAGUGGCGUCUCUCAAUCUGCCUUUGAGCGCACAGCACCAAAGUGAUCCUCAUAAGUAGGGGUUGGGCGGUGGUCUUGGGGAGGGUGGGGGGAUAGAAAUAGUAAUAAUUUAUAAUAACGCUGCUCUUAGACAGACUGUGAUUACUGUUACAUUUGACCUGAAUUACUUCAAAUGCAAGAGAGGUUUCUUCCUCCGUGGUGUGAGGAGAUGAGAAUGGAUUGCACUACUAAAUAUUGAUGAUGUCUUUUUUUUUUCCCCCCCCUCAAAGAGUGUUCAUGAUGCAUAUAUAUAUAUUUUUUAUUAAUGGGUAAGAAUAGUGUAGAUGGAUUUUUUUCAGCUGUCUAUAAAUUCUGUUUGUAAGAUGUAAUUCUACAAUUUUACAUGCAGGGUGUUGUAGCAUAAGCACGCGCCACCACGUCUGUCAACACGCUUUAAUGAUGCUGUGUGUCACCAGUUGGGCGCCUUGAUGGGUGCGACGCGUUUCCUGUCUGCCUCGCGAUACCCUUCAGAGGACACGUGAGCAUUUCAGGUUUGCCCGUCAUAUAUAUUUCCUUGUUGCAUCCGUCCGCGUCUCUCCCAGUGCUUUAAACAGCUGUGUGUGUGUGUGUGUGUGUGUGUGUGUGUGUAAAGUUUACAGUCUUGGGCUGUUUGAUUAAAUAACAAGGAAAACCAAUGGUUUCAAAAUGUUAUCCGCUCCUUUCCUUCUCUGCAUGAAACAUCUUGAGAUUGAAACAAAAACAAAAAGCCACAUUUUCAGGAAAGGAAGGAAAUAAUUGACUUUAGUAGGUUUAGCGUGGCCAUGGUGGUUUUAAAUGGAGGACAGACUUCCAGGUUAACGGGAAAAGAGCUGCCAGUCAGUCGGCAUUGUUGAGGCCUCGCCAGAGGACAGACGCACGAGGGUGCUGCUCCUUAACCAUUGUGUGUGUGUGUGUGACAGAUGAGCCAAUACACAUUUGACAUGUGCUCUGCCAGUGUUUCAGUGACAUGUCAUAUAAAUGAUGGGAUGGGCUGCGGACUUUACACACGGCGUAAACUUGUAAAUGUGUAUUGAAAGAUGGAGAAAAUGUUCAGGGGUACUCUGGCAUCUUUACCCAUCACGUAUGUGAACCUUUUAUUUGAAGAAUUUUUAGAACCUUUACAUUGAACGACUUGCUCAGGGGUCUCGUAGAAAGUCGAUCACCGUGCGCCCUAUGCCACCUGGGAUAGGCUCUGGCGCCCCACGUGACCCUGUUCAGGACUAAGCGAGUUAAAACAAAGGACUGACUGAGCUUUCUAUAGUGGACGCCAUCCCAAGGCAGUUACCGUGCUAAGCUUUUACGCUGUGAGGACUGGCUAGAUAACGAGAUACGCUCAGAGCUGCAUGGUGGGCCAAGUCGAGGGGUUUGAUGUUACUUUGCUUUCCUGUAGUGAGCGCUUUGCAUAUUCCAUCCAGUUAGCUCCAUAGUGUUACAAUUUGGACAUUGAAAAGAUGGGAGGCAUGCGGUGGAGCAGCAGAAGGGAAGUCGGCGUUUUGCACUCAACGUCCCCGCAUGCCUGGGCCAUCUUCUCAAAUUGUCCUCAACACAACCCCAGUUUGAUGGCAGCUCCAAAUCGGCCACUGUGCAAAUGUCAAUGCGUAAUGGACUGACGCCCUCCUGAGCUGGAUUGAGAGUCGCAGGUGUCAUUAUUUUCAGACGUUGUGUGUGUGUGUGUGUGUGUGUGUUCAUCAUUCUCAAAGUACUCGAGGGGGAGCCCAUCAGGUUUUUUGCAUUUUGACAACAGCCUUAUUUUAAAAUCAUCUAAAUUUUAAUUUUUUUUCUCUCCUCAAGCAACACUCACAACUCUGAAUGACAAAGUGAAAACAGACUUUUAGACAUUUUUACAAAUUUGCUUUGGCUCAGGUACAUCCCCUCCUUCUGACCAUCGCAGAGAUGUUUCUACACCAUGUUUGUAGUCCACCUGUGGGUCAGUUCAACGGCUUGGGUUGAUUACAAAAGUCAAUUCCUACAGUUGGGCACAAACCAAACACCGACGAUGGCAAAUUGUCUGCCCGAGGUUAAAGACCCGCAUGGCGCCAAGACUCGGGACUGUGGAAGGCUGCAACGUCUGCAGUACUGAAGGUCCCUACAGGCACAGUGACCUUCAUGAUUCAUAAAGAACAACCAAGACUCUUCCUGAAGAUGGCCGCCUAGCCCAACUACGUGCCGGGGUGACUAAGAACUUGGUGGUCACUCUGGCUGACUUUGAGGGAGCGUCCAGAAGGACAGUCAUCACCGUAGCCCUCAUGCCGAUUCGGGCAGAGUGGCCAAGAGAAGACAUGAACACCCACUUGGUGCCAAGAGGCACCGUAAGGACUGUGAGAAACGAGAUUCUCUGCUCUGACGACCCCAGGGUUGAACUGUUUGCUGUCAAUUCUAACCGUUAAGUCUGGAGGAAAGUAGGCACCGCAGACCACCCGUGUAAUGCCAGUCCAGUGGUGAAGUACAAUGGUGGCAGCAUUAGGAACUGGGAGACAAUCCAGUUUGAGAGAGAACUGAGCAAACUUCUCUACUUAAACUCCUUAACUUAAUUAAAACCUGCUGUGGACGUCCGACUUGACCGAUUGGUCGCCUUCCAGCAGGACAAAGCAAAGCCAACACUGGAGUGGCUUGGGGACAACUCUGUGAAUGUCCUUGAGUGGCCCGACCAGAGCCUCGAACCGAACACGUCUGAGGAGACCUUCAAUAUGACCGUCCGCUGACCGUCUCCAUCCAAACUGACAAAGCCUGAGGGGAUCUGCGAGCGGAAUGGCGCACAAAAAUCCUCCACGCCAGGUGGGUGAAGCUUGUGCUGUCGGACUCAAGAAGACCCCAAGCUGGAUUUGCUGCCACUGAAGUACUGAACACGGGCUGAACACUUGAGUCGGUGUCGGCUCUCAGUGUUUUUUUAUUUUUUAAUGAAUUUACAAAAAUCCCCAAAAUCGUGUUUUCACUUUUGUCAUUCCGGUGAAUUGAGUGUGGCGAUGAAUUUAAAUGGUUUUGGCUCAAGGCUGCCACAUAAUAAAAUGUGAAAAGAGUGAAGGACUCUGAACACGUGUGGUGUGUGUGUGUGUGUAUUCAUUAGCUGUUCUUCCUAAGAUGGCUUGAAAUCGAAGUAAUCAACGUGGCAUUAAUGCGUGCAGCACACCAAGCAAUGCGCGUCUCUGUCAUGUGCCAUUUGGUAUGGGAUCCGUAAAUGCAGUGCUAAUGUUUGCGAUGCGCCAUCUGUUGGAAUGACAAGUGCAGUACAUGUUUCUGUCAUCUACCAUUUGGUAUGAGAUUUGUAAAAACAGUUUUAAUAUUUGUGAUAUGCCAUUUCUUGGAAUGACAAAUACAACGCAUAUGCCAUUUGGUAUUGGAGUCGGAAAAGUGAUGUUAAGGUUUGUGCUGCGCCACCUGUUGAAAUUACAACUGCAAGGCAGAUGCACCAUCUGCUGACAUAACCACAAUACAUUGUAUUACUAUAAAUGUGUGUGAUGCGCCAUCUGUAAGAAUGACAACUGCAGUGCAUGUAUCUCUCUGUUAUAUGCUAUUUGGUACAGGAGUUGGAAAAGCAGUGUUAAUGUUUGUGCUGUGCCAUCUGUUGAAAUUACAAAUGCAAUACAUGUUCUUACUAAAAGGUUUGUGAUGCGGCGUCUGUUAGAAUGAGUAAUGCGAUUUAUAUGUAUGUCUGUAUGCCAUUUGGUAUGGGAGUCUGAAAAGCGGUGUUAAUGUUUGCUCUGCGCCAUCAGUUGGAAUUACAGCUGCACUGCGGAUAAGAUGCACCAUCUAUUGGCAUGACAACUACAAUACAUUUUAUCACUAUAAA
Molecule: messenger RNA, 4722 nt
Organism: Polypterus senegalus (gray bichir)
Lineage: Eukaryota; Metazoa; Chordata; Cladistia; Polypteriformes; Polypteridae
Gene: rnf11a
Product: ring finger protein 11a
Exons: 3
Coding region: 337-774 (145 amino acids)
Source: RefSeq, a predicted model, not a curated record